Alnus glutinosa is the source of this 408-nucleotide messenger RNA. Its product is annotated as putative RING-H2 finger protein ATL19. The transcript has a single exon. The coding region runs from base 1 to 408 and encodes 135 amino acids. The record is from RefSeq and is a predicted model, not a curated record. NCBI's taxonomy places the organism in Eukaryota, Viridiplantae, Streptophyta, Magnoliopsida, Fagales, Betulaceae.
AUGUGGUACAUUAAUGGUAAUCAAGAGGAAGAGGGCAACAAUAUUAAUGGUGAUCAUGAAGUUGGGGUGAGAAUUUUUUAUCCUCGAGCAGAAGAGCGAGUUCAUCCAAAUAAUAUGGAGCUUUUCUUGAGAUUAAGGGAUGGAUUAAACAGAAACCAUACGCAGCAGCAGCAGCGGAGACUAAGGCAACAAAUGCAGCAGACCUUAAAGAGUCUCCCACCACCAGAAGAUUAUGACAGCUACAAGAAAACCAUAACUACAACUGAAUGCGCCAUUUGCUUGGACGAGUUCCAAAGUGGAGAUUUGUGUCGGGUUCUCCCUCUCUGUAAGCAUAUAUACCAUUUUCGGUGCAUCAAUCGCUGGUUAAUGGACGACCUUACUUGCCCCAUAUGUCGUAGUUCUGUCUGA